Messenger RNA from Engraulis encrasicolus (European anchovy), 2825 nucleotides. RefSeq lists its product as uncharacterized. The coding region runs from base 416 to 1591 and encodes 391 amino acids. The record is from RefSeq and is a predicted model, not a curated record. Lineage: Eukaryota; Metazoa; Chordata; Actinopteri; Clupeiformes; Engraulidae. The transcript has 11 exons.
AUUAUUAUUGGUGCAUCUGCUGUCUUCAAUAUUGUGAGAAGUUGACUUGUCUGUUUUUGCAGGUUCUGCGGUCGCUGCAGAUGAUUGGGACGACUGGUUUACUACCUCUACAAAGACGAUAUGCCCUGGCCAAUCUGUCACCAUUACAGAUGCAAGGGCUUACCACGAUCGUCUGUAUUUUAAGUCUGGCAUACACGGAAGUUCUCAAGUGGAAAUUGCAAACGACACUCAUGUCUUUGACCCCUCUUAUGAGAAGAAAAAUAAUCGGGUGGUAAUUCCUGAGGUCAAGAGACAACAUGAAGGCACAUACACCUGGGAUAGCUCACGUUUGCCUGGAAUUGGGCAAAGAAAUGUACAACUUGUUCUCAAAGACUGCUCGGUCCAUAAAGAGGUGGCUUACGGAGCGGAGCUCUUUAUGGCACUGCCCAAGGAAGCCGCCAUUUUGGACUUCACCCCAUCUGGCUCCAAGGACCAAAAGAUCUUGUGGAGUCGCAUCAAUGCGGAGGACACGAGGGGAGCGAGGGGAACCAUAUCGGGAAACCGCUGGACUGCUUCCACAAUGCGUUUUGCUGACACAGGACGCUACACUCUCCUCAGAGAGAGUGGUUGUGAAAUCUCGAGCAUUACUGCAAAAGUUGGAGGACGUGAAAGGUAUCAUGAUGUGGAUAUGCAUGGCUCAUUGGAAUACAGAAUUGGGCUUCCUGUAUCUGAGGCAGUGGUCACUUUUAUCGAUCCCUGGAACAAGCAGCAUGUGAUCUUCAAGAACGGCAUGAUGACCGAAGACUCGUUUAGGAUCUUCGAGGAUCGAGUCCGAAUAUCUAUAAACACUAAGCUUGACGUGCUGCAGUUCGAAAUGUCAGGUGCAAACUCUAAAAUGAUCGGACGGUAUGAGUUCACAGAGAAGAAAGGCAGAGCUUUUGUCUACCAUGUCCAUGGAAAGUCAAAUGAACCGCCAACCAUUCCAGACCGGAUUUUGCCUAUAGCCUUGGCUGCCGGUAUACUCACACUGUUCACCUUCUGUUGUUGUGUGAGGAGAUGCUGUUGUAAAAAGAAGGAAUCCUCAUCUCCUGCUCCUGCCUCUUCCAGCCUACCAGUCUAUAUCCAUGAACCUGCCCCAGGACCUAGACCAGCCUAUCAGCCAGCGGCUCGAGGUCCAGUGGGAGGUACCAUUGACACUCCAGCAGCACCGAGUUACAACAGCUCUCCACCUUCUUAUGAUGCGCUGAGUGCCAAUGGUCCUGAGCCCUACGUUCCUUAUGUUCCCUACGCUCCACCCGAGGCCCCAACCGGAGCAUAUGGUGCACCUUCAGCCCCGGACUACCAGUACCAGCCUAGUGGAUGGAGCAUGACUGACAUUCUCAACACUUCACCACUCAGUAUGGGCACGACAGACACCAGGGCCCCUGAUGGAGCAGGUGCUGCUCCUGCUGCCACCCCCACCCCUACUGUACCCAGUGCCCCUUCAGCCCCGGACUACCAGUACCAACCAAGGGGAUGGACUGGGACCACGGGUGACUUCCUCACUGUCUCUCCUCUCAACACUGAUACAACAGACCACACUGAAUACAGCUCAGCCAAGCUCAACUUCUGAAGAAAAAACUUGUUUUCUAUGUACAGUAUGUCAAUGUUUUUUUUAUCUUUUACCUAACAAUAAGGGGUAGUCAGCCUGCCAUCAGCAGCUAAAGUGCUUAAAUAAACUUUUGAUGGCAUUUUUUGUUAAAAGUUGGCAACCAUGCCAGAAGUUAUCAGCACGGACUAAGGUUUCAGAAUCACCUGGUUGCCAACAUGGAACUUGACCUUUAAGGUCAAAUCUGAAGGUCAAAAGGUCAAACACGGUCAAAUAACAGUGUCAUUUAGUUAAAAAUUGUUACAAAGUUGUUAAAAGUGGCCAACCAUGCCAGAAGUCAUCAGCAUGGAUUAAGGAUUCAGAAUCAACUUGUUGCCAACACUGAACUUGACAUUUAGGGUCAAAUUUGAAAGCCAAAAACAGGGUAUUUUCUUGCUAGUCUUUUUUGGGAACUGUAUAUUCAUGGAAUUCUUCUUCAAAAGUUGGCAACCAUGCAAGAAGUUAUUAGCAUGGGCUAAUGUUUCAGAAUCACCUGGUUGCCAACUUGGAACUUGACCUUUAGGGUCAAAUAUGAAGGUCAGCAGGUCAACCACAGUCAAAUAAGUGUUAUUUAGUUAAAAAUUGUUAAAAAGAUGUUGAAAGUGGACAACCAUGCCAGAAGUCAUCAGCACGGACUAAGGAUUCAGGAUCAACACAGAACUUGACCUUUAGGGUCAAAUUUGAAGGUCAAAAGGUCAAAAACUACGUAUUUUAAGGUUAGACUUUUUGGGGGACUGUGUUCAUGGAAAUCUUUUUCAAAAGUUGGUAAUCAUGCUAGAAGUUAUCAGCAUGGACUAAGGUUUCAGAAUCACCUGGUUGCCAACAUGGAACUUGACCUUUUAAGUCAAAUCUGAAGGUCAGAAACAAUGUAUUUUCUGGUUAGUCUUUUUUGGUGAUCUUUAUAUUCAUGGAAUUCUUGUUUUCAAAAGUUGGCAACCAUGCUAGAAUUUAUCAGCAUGGACUAAGGUUUCAGAAUCACCUGGUUACCAUCUAGAACUUGACCUCUAAGGUCAAAUUUGAAGGUCAAAAGGUCAACCGAGGUCAAUAAAAAAAUGUCUUUUGGUGAUGGUGAAGUUGUUUGCAUGGUACUGUAUAUUGAAUAAUUAGUAGGCCUAUUAUUUAAUGCUUGAUUUGGCGUAUCAUGGUGGGGCUCUGGCCUGUCAUCCUUAGACAUUCAUCAUAACUCAUGAGCAUAAAAUUAACUUAAACUUGUAUUUCA